AAAAAAAAAAAAAAAGGGUAAGCAUAGUUACCGAAAUAAAACUACGGAGACUGAAAGCAACAAUAGCAAUUGUCUUACCUUCCUUUCUUCUUAAACUAAUAUUAUGAUUGAUUAUCAACAAAAAAUAAACGAAUUAUUAGAACAAUGUCAAAAUGAAUGGGUGAAUUUAGAUAAAAUCGUCAAAGAAAACAAAGCAACUUCUUCUAUUCAUUAUAUAUGUAAAGAUUUACGGGAAGGCAUCAAAAAGUUGGUUCAGCUACAAGAUAAUCUGGAUGAAAUUGGUACUAUUGUCGAGAAUAAUUCUGAAUGGAAUAAAAAAGCAGAUCUAUUAAUGGAGGAUGUUCGAAAAAAAUUACAAGAAGCCUUGAAUCUGUUAAUGUAAAACCAGUGACAAGUCAAUCCUCACCAUUAAGAUUGUCAACAACUCAAACAUUUAAACCAACAGAUAACACUCAUGUUUUGGAUAUUAAAGAGGUACACAAUAAUGAAGACGAUGAUGAAGAUUCUGAUGAACAAUUCUUGGAUGCUUCAGAAGAAUUGCCUGAACCAGACCGGGAAUUAACGAUAAACAAUUAUGAGGAAACUGGUAUAGCGCAACCUACUCUUAGUUGUAGCCCAUCUUCUUCUAUAUCAAAAACAACUAUUGAUUCUAUGUCAUUUGAGAAUAGACCGAUUUUCGGUCGAAGAUCUAUUACGGUAAGCUAUUAUUUCUUUCAAUGAAUAAACAAAUAUGACAUAUAGCUUAUUGCAUAGCAAAAAAAAAAAAAAAAAA
Cokeromyces recurvatus is the source of this 772-nucleotide messenger RNA. RefSeq lists its product as uncharacterized. The record is from RefSeq and is a predicted model, not a curated record. The annotation marks the transcript as partial. The transcript has 2 exons. Lineage: Eukaryota; Fungi; Mucoromycota; Mucoromycetes; Mucorales; Mucoraceae.